GUGAAAGCAUUGCUCACUACACAUUGCAUGUCAUAUUGGGCGAUUUUGCCAAGAGCUGCUUGGACUGAGAGUGCUUAGAGCAACAAUCCACCUCGUCGCCCACUUCCUCCGUUUCUUUUCAGUACAAUUGCGCUACUCAACUACGCACCUUCUAGUAACCACUAUUGCACGCAAGCACAACUUUGUGUACGCAAGAGCCCGAGCUUCUACUAAAGAUGGGCCGCCUGGUUGCGCAAGUCCCCAACGAGGACCCCGAGCGCCUGAAGCGUGUUCUGGAUGCAAAAUGGCGCACGAUUGGGGUUGACAAGGAGACGCUAGAACUUCAGGCUCAGGAGAAGAAGGACCGAGAGCAGGCUGAGAAGGACCGCGACGAGGCCUUCGCGCGCCUCACAGCCUACUUCGAUGACCAGCUCACGCUCAUGCAGCAGGAGGCGGACCAGAUCCGCAAAGCCUACAACCACGACACGGAGGCGUUCCGUCAGCAGCAGCAGCUGAAGCACACCCGCCGCGAGUGGGACAUCAACCGGCCGGACGCCAAGCAGCUGGACAUGCCGGGGCGCGUGGGCGAUGAUGACAACCGCCUGGGACCGUCCUCCCUGCAGAAGUUUGACGGAGAGGACCUCACAGCCGGCGACCGCAAGAAGGCGCAGAUCGAGCAGUCCGUCAACUGGUGGGCGGAGCAGACGGCCAUCAGGGACGCGCUCCGGGCCGCGGAGAAGGAGGCGGAGACGGCGCACGCGGAGCUGGUCAAGUACCAGGACCUGCUGCAGCAGACUGCCAAGAGCGAGGAGGCCGCGGUGCGGCGCGAGGUGGCGCGCGCCACCGCCGACUACAACAAGCGGCUGGCGGAGGAGAAGCGGCUGCGCGAGUAUGCGGCCAAGCAGGCGGACCUGGCGGCCAACAUGGCGGAGAUGGAGGCCACCAUCACCAGCAGCUUCAUGACCGAGGACCCCAACAUGGCCGCCUCGUCCAUGUCGGCGUACCGCGUGCGCAAGGACCACUACAAGGGCAUGACGGAGACGGAGAAACAGGCCAUCCUGGACGCGCAGCUGGCGCAGAUGGAGGAGAAGAAGGCGCGGCGCGCGCAGGAGCAGCUGGAGAACAUGAUGUACGCCCGGACACAGCACGACAUCCAGCGGGCGCUGCAGGAGCAGGUGCGUGCUAGGGCAAAGGGUGUGGAGGAGCAGGAAGGACAGGGCGCUGGGCUGGUUUGGGAGAAGGGUGAUGAGGCAGCCUGCGUUGCUAUCUGCACUUGAGAAUGCAGGGCGUCCUCGGCGCGCCUGCCUGCUGUCA
Molecule: messenger RNA, 1293 nt
Organism: Chlamydomonas reinhardtii
Lineage: Eukaryota; Viridiplantae; Chlorophyta; Chlorophyceae; Chlamydomonadales; Chlamydomonadaceae
Exons: 5
Coding region: 216-1256 (346 amino acids)
Source: RefSeq, a predicted model, not a curated record